Messenger RNA from Cylicostephanus goldi, 423 nucleotides. The record is from the annotation of a GenBank genome assembly. NCBI's taxonomy places the organism in Eukaryota, Metazoa, Nematoda, Chromadorea, Rhabditida, Strongylidae.
AUGACCAUGAAUGAUUGCAGACUACCUCAAAAUCUAAAUAAAAAUAGGUACCGAGAUGUUUGUCCAUAUGAUGCCACAAGGGUACAUCUUGUAUCAUCACCAAAUGGUGACUACAUUAAUGCUAAUUAUGUUAAUAUGGAAAUUCCUUCAUCGGGUAUAGUGAAUCGUUACAUAGCAUGUCAAGGACCUCUAGCUCACACCUCAGCUGACCAUUGGUUAAUGGUUUGGGAACAGUUGUGUACACAUAUCGUCAUGCUUACAACAACCAUUGAACGUGGACGAGCAAAAUGUCAUCAGUAUUGGCCAAGGUUACACGAAAGCCAUGAAUAUGGUCGAUUACUGGUGACAUGCAUUCGAGAUCGGGAGACGCCCAACUGUUCCUAUAGAGAAUUCGCUGUGAAAGAUCGGACGGUACGUUACUGA